AUGGAGAUAUUAUACGUUCUGCUGGAAGAGUAUUUUGAUGCCAUACAUUGGUUCUCACUGGCUAUCUACGAACCAAAAUUCCGCCAAAUGCUCCAUUCUAUUUCUGACGGAUUUGCACAUCACUCACAAAAGCCAUUUCUCUUGUUGCUAGCAGUCAUGCUAGGAAUGGCAUCGUGGUAUCGAGCUCAAAGAAGUGGAGUUGAUCUAGCCGACCAUAGUGAUGAAUGGUGGGUAUGGAGUACAGAUUUGUUGAAGCUCGUCGAGUCAAAUAUCGUGGAGAUUAUGGAUAAACCCUCAAUCACAGCUGUCCAGACUUGUAUCCUACUUGGAUCGCAUCAUGUCUAUCACGGCCGUCCAAACCUCUCCUUCUCGCUAUUGGGAGCGACUGUCAAGAUGUCCCAAUCUUUAGGGUUGCACCGGCAGACCUCACGAGGACCACUGGAAGACAUUGAGGAAAGGAAAAGGAUUUGGUGGACAAUAUAUACGUGGGACAGAUUCGCUUCAAUUACCUAUGGCCGGCCACUGGGGAUCAAUGACGAAGACUGCGAUGUUAUUAUGCCAGCAGACGUGUUAGAAAACCCGAGUUUUGUUACUCCCACAUCCGAUCAGGGCAACCUCAUACUCUACUCUUCUUAUCAGCGGGAGCUGAACCGACUCUACCUGAUCGCAUCUCCAGCCCUCAAGGCUAUUUUCGGCUCACGGACAUUGGGGACUUCUAAUCAACUGACGGGAGAUACAUAUUAUGAAUUGGCCAAGAAUGCCACGCAGGACCUUCAAAGAUGGUAUAGACUUUUACCCAGCCAUUUGUCCUUGGAUCUGGAGCAAGACUUUCAUGCCGAUGGGAGUCUAAAGUCCAGGGCAUAUGCGUUACAGUCUCUGUCAUUACAGCUUACCUAUGAUAACGUCCUCAUUAUACUCCACCGACCUUUGUUGAACCGGCAGGUUGACAUUUUGUCUACGGAUAACGAACGAGCAGCUUUGGGGGAUGGCAAUUCCAUUAAUCAUUCGGGCAGUGCUGCUUUCAGUGUUGCCAGUUCAGAACUGUGGAGUAACGCCGCAGUGAGAACAUCAAGGGUAACGGAAUUGCCAGUUCUCGCCCAACUCGCCACAGAAAGUCAUCUUGUAGCCUUUCUCGCUAUCAAUCUAUUCAAUGCUGCGGUAGUGCUCGCUGUGAUGGCUCUUUCCGAGCCUCUUUCCGAUACAGCACAGGACAUUAAGCGAACAAUUACUCGUAUCCUCCGUUUGCAAGACCUGCUUGGCAAGCGCUCUGCACUCUCGAAGCAAUGCGCAACUAUUCUCAAAAACGUCGUUAUUCUGCUGCUCCGUCGUGAAUCAGAGACCAUAUUCGCGCCGUUGUUCAGUACCAGCCAACGAACGCAGGCACAGACUCAACAGACCCCGGCAGAGAUAUCUCUGAUGUCCGUCGAGGACACGCUUCGGCUGCCGCUUGAUUUCACCCUGAACUCUCCUUCUUUCGUUGGGUAUCAAACUUGGCCAGAUCUCAGCAGAUCUCAUCGUCUUAACGAAAGCUUAAUAUCUGUUCAACAUGGUAAUUAUCUUGAUUCAUGGGAGCGCACACCAUGCGUAUUGACCUUGCUAAUGUGGUUAUUCUUCCCAGUUUUGGGUCCAGGAAAUGACGGACAGUCUAGUAUACCGACAGAGGGUCCUGAACGCCGUGGAUUCUCUGAGCAAGGGAUGCAGCCACAUAGUAACUACCAAUUACCAGCAGAGUAUGAUUCGAGUAUGUAUGGUGGUUCUCAAGAUGGUGUACACGAUAGUCACAUGGAAAAUAUUGACGGCGGGCUAUAUUGGUUAUGGGAUACGACAUGGAAUGGAAUUGACAGGGAGUAA
Talaromyces rugulosus is the source of this 1851-nucleotide messenger RNA. RefSeq lists its product as uncharacterized. The coding region runs from base 1 to 1851 and encodes 616 amino acids. Gene Ontology annotation, biological process: DNA-templated transcription. Gene Ontology annotation, molecular function: zinc ion binding; DNA binding. NCBI's taxonomy places the organism in Eukaryota, Fungi, Ascomycota, Eurotiomycetes, Eurotiales, Trichocomaceae. The transcript has a single exon. The record is from RefSeq and is a predicted model, not a curated record.